Messenger RNA from Hibiscus syriacus, 3215 nucleotides. Its product is annotated as protein piccolo-like. Gene Ontology annotation, biological process: DNA repair; mitotic sister chromatid cohesion. The record is from RefSeq and is a predicted model, not a curated record. Gene Ontology annotation, cellular component: nucleus; chromatin. The coding region runs from base 298 to 2826 and encodes 842 amino acids. Lineage: Eukaryota; Viridiplantae; Streptophyta; Magnoliopsida; Malvales; Malvaceae. The transcript has 15 exons.
UCCCUCAGCAAUUUCCUCAAUUAACCAUAACCAACAACAACAACAAAAAAACCCUCACCCCAUCAACUUUCUCUUUAUCUCUCCGGGGAAAAACCCCCGAAAACCCUAGCUUAUUCUCGAGUAAUUCCUCCUCUCUCCAUAUCUCGCUGAAUCGACCUUUCGUUUUACGUUUAGUGGCUUUUUACAUGAAUUUCUAGGUUUUUAAUGGUGUGAAAUCGGGGCCUCAGACUCAGAUUUGAAGGAUCUGUUUCUGUAUAUCUAGGGUCAUAUAUAUUCUUUAUACAGAGGAAAAAAUAUAUGGCGGCAUCUGAGAAAGAGCUGGAGCUACAGUUAAUGGAGGCUGGAAACAGGCUCGUUGAACCCCCUUCAUCAGUUGAUGAGCUCAUCCCUCUCCUUGACCAAGUUGAAAGUUGUCUUUCAAGGGUGGAACAAUCACCAAGCCAAUCGAUGCAAAACGCACUGUCUCCGUCACGUAAAGCAUUGAUUGCAGAGCACCUGUUCAGACAUCCUGAUGAUGAUGUUAAAGUUGCAGUUGCCGCUUGCAUCAGCGAGAUAACAAGGAUAACUGCACCUGAUGCCCCUUAUGAUGAUGACCAAAUGAGGGAUGUUUUUCAACUGAUUGUGUCAUCCUUUGAGAAUUUAUCUGACAAGUGCAGCCGCUCAUACAUUAAGAGGACUUCAAUUCUGGAAACUGUUGCCAAAGUCAGAUCAUGUGUGGUGAUGUUGGAUCUUGAAUGUGAUGAUCUUAUUGUUGAGAUGUUCCAACAUUUCCUUAAGGCAAUAAGGGAUCAUCACCCGCAGGCCGUCUUUACAUCAAUGGUGACUAUUAUGAGCCUUGUACUGGAAGAAAGUGAAGACAUCCCUGUAGAACUGCUCUUCCCAGUCUUAGCUAGUGUAAAGAUAGAUAAUGAGGAAAUUCUUCCUGUUGCUCGAAGGUUGGCUGAGGAAGUGCUCAAGAACUGUGCAUCAAAGCUUCAACCGUACCUUACCCAAGCUGUAGAGAACUUGGGAAUUUCUUAUGAUGAUUAUAGUAGUGUAGUUGCUUCUGUAUGUCAAGUAACAGCUCAUGCUGUGUACUCGAAUGACGCUGCCUCUGGAAAACAUGUGGAUGACAAGAGCAUACUGGUGGAGGCACCUUUGGAGAAGGCAGCCCAGGAGGAUAAACAGAUUCCUGAACAAGUGGAUCCUGCAAACAAAAAAUCUCCUAAGGCAGUUGUUUGUAAUGGCAUUUUCCGAACUGCUGAAGAUGACUCGUUGGCUGAUUUGAACUCUGUAAAGAAGGAAGAGGGUGACCAUAUUGCUGACAAGUCCAAGAAUGAAACAUCACCUGUUGCUGAACCAAAUAUAUCAGAAGCUGAGGAAGUAGUUAAUUCAGGUCCUACAUUAGAGAAAAAUACCCAUGAAAAGGAGAGGAAAUCUGAUUCAAAAUUAACUGAACCUUCUGACAGCUCCCAUGUUGAUGGGAAGGCAGUUGAGACCUCAAAAGAUAAAAAAACUGACAGCAAGGAUGACGUUGGUGCACCUCGUCUGUCUAUUGGUGGGGUUCUGUCCUCUGAAAAUAGAAGAGAGACAGAUGAUCAGCAUUCCUCUCUAAAAGCAACUAAGGAAGAAUUGAAUGAUGUUGCAUCCCCAACUCCAAGUGGGACUGAUAGCCAUUCCACACGGGCAGCAAGACCAAAAAAGAAAGAGAGCGUGAGCAAGGAAACCACAUCCUCCCUUGAUGAUGUCUCUAAAUCGAAUAGUGAUUCAGAAAUUCUAGUCGUAACAAUGCAGAUGAAUCCACUUCGAGACAACUGUCUGAUAAGAAAAGGAGAGGUCGGGAAAAAAGUUCCUGAGAAGGAUAGAAAGAAAAUCUCAACCAAGAAUGACGACGAGGAAAUGAUUGGAUCGCCAAAGUCAGUGAAGCCAAACAAACAUGAUUCUCGCAUGGAGGAGAAUCUCAAGACAAAUUCCAAGAGAAAGAAUACCCCGAGUAAAGAAAAAGCUUCUGUUUCUAUGGAGUAUGGUGAGAAUCUCGUUGGCUUGAAGGUGAAGGUCUGGUGGCCCAAAGACCGUGAGUUCUAUGAAGGUUUUAUCCAUUCAUUUGAUCCCUCUAAAAAGAAGCACAAGGUGCACUAUAAUGAUGGUGAUAAAGAAAUUUUAAAUCUUAAGAGAGAAAAGUGGGCAGUGAUUGAAGAUGAAUCUGGGUCCGAUGAGGAAGGCGCAGCUAAUCAUUCAAGUCCUGAUGUUUCAUCUGACAUGCCUCAAAAGAAGAAAGCAAAAGCAGCUGAUCUCUCUAGCAAGAAAGCUAAGAUGGACGCUACACCAAAAAGGGGUGGAGGAACUUGGACUGGGAAAUCCAAGGUUGCGGCCACAAAGUCUGGUCGCAAAACAAAGGAUGUCAAAUCCAAUGAUGGCUCUAAAAGUGUCGGUAAAUCCAAGGGUCAUACCCCUAAAACUGGUGGUAAAUCAGUUGACAUCGUUUCAAAAGUAAGUAAGAAGUCCAAGAAUGAGGACAGUGGUGAUACACCGAAGUCCAUGAAAUCCAAUAAUGAAGGAAGUGCCACACCAAAAGCUUCCACAAGAUUACAAGACACUUCAAAGACGGCCAAGUCCAAGCAGGAAGCCCCAAAAGGUUCCCCUCUUCCUAAGGGCAGAUCUCUUAAAAGUGGUGGCAAAUCCAGUGCUCAUGGCACUAGUAAGUCAAAAUCUGAUUCAUCAAAGGUGAAAGAAAGUGAGAGCACAACCGAUUCAGAAAAGAUUGUGGGAAGUGCGAAGCGGAAAGCAUCAAGUUUGUCGAAGAUACAGGGAAGUGAUUCCAGGUCUGGAAAAAAGCAGCGAAGAUGAGCUUAAAAUAGCAUCAAACUGCAUCGUCAUUGCCAAGGGUUGGUUCUUGUCCAAUGUGGAACUUGGCUGAAAAGAGUUAUUGCGGGCAGUCUUUAGAAGUACGAAUGCUGAGCCAUGCAAUUGGUAUUUCAUGUAGUUAGGCUUGUGGGUAGAAAAUAUUCGUAGGUAGUGUUUGUAUGGUUUGUGUUUCUCUUAUUGUUGAUGCACGCCUUAGGAUUACAUCGGGUUAGCCUUUUUUGUCUUUGUACCAAUGAGUUGCUUCCAUAACGUAAUAGAUUCGAGAAACUUGUGGAAGCAGUGGCCGUGUAUCUAUUCAACCCCAAACCCUCUCUCUCUCUCUCUCUAAUGAUUGCAUCUUUAUUUGGUUGGUAGCAAAAUUACAUUUUUUU